GCCCGGAUGCGCUUGUACGCAAGGAGGGUGCGGGCGAACCAUUGAGCGGGGGCGGGGGAACCCGGCAGCCGCCGGCUGGGAACACCCCUUCGCCCGGGCGUUGCGGCGGGGGGAGCGGACGUGACAGGCUGAGUGGCUGGGCGCAGGCUGUCGGAGACGGAGGGCAAUGGUCGUCCCCAGGGGACAGGAGCACCAGGCCCCCCAGGAGGUUGAAACAAGAGAAGAUGAGGAACAAAACAUCAAGUUGACUGAAAUUUUGGAACUGUUGGUGGCUGCUGGGUAUUUUCGAGCAAGAAUCAAAGGAUUAUCACCCUUUGACAAGGUGGUGGGCGGCAUGACGUGGUGUAUCACUACUUGCAGCUUUGAUAUCGAUGUUGAUUUAUUGUUUCAGGAAAACUCUACUAUUGGUCAAAAAAUUGCCUUAACUGAAAAAAUUGUGUCAGUAUUACCAAAAAUGAAGUGUCCUCAUCGUUUAGAACCACAUCAGAUCCAGGGACUGGAUUUCAUUCAUAUAUUUCCUGUUGUACAGUGGCUUGUGAAACGUGCAAUAGAAACAAGGGAAGAAAUGGGAGACUAUAUCCGUUCUUACUCUAUAUCACAAUUUCAAAAAACUCAUAGACUACCGGAGGAUGAUGAAUUUAUGCAAAGAAAAGAGAAGGCUAUCAAAACCGUUACUGAUAUCUUUGAGGUUUACAAACCCCAGAGAAAAUAUAAACGUCAGAAGGGAGCUGAAGAACUGCUAGAUGAAGAAUCAAAGGUUCAUGCUACGCUUCUGGAAUAUGGCAGGAGAUACGGAUUUAGCAGACAAGCAGGAAAAACAGAACAGGCUGAAGAUAAAAAAAUUGCGCUACCUCCAGGACUUGCAGCAGCAGGAAAAUCUGAGCCUUGUGAUGAAGAUGACCUUCAGGCUGCUGAAGAGCUUCGCAUUAAAACUCUGAUGACUGGGAUGGCUGCAAUGGCAACAGAAGAGGGCAAGUUGACAGCAAGCACAGUUGGCCAGAUUGUUGGACUCCAGUCAGAUGAGAUCAAGCAAAUAGUGUCAGAAUACGCUGAAAAGCAAUCUGAGCUUUCCGCUGAGGAGCGACCAGAAAGGCUUGGAGCUGCACAACAACACAGAAGGAAGGUGGCAUCUCUGAAUAAGCAAAUUUUGCAGAAAACCAAACUCCUGGAAGAGUUGCAAGCUAAAUGUGCUGAUCUGCAGGCAAAAUGUACUGAAGCAAAAAAGGCGUUAACCGAGGUUAAGAGUUAUGGUGAAAAGCUGGACAAGGAAUUGGCAGCCCUGGAAACAAUAGAAUCUCAAGCAGAUUCUAGCAUAUUACAGAGUCUGCGAGCACUGGUGGCCAUGAAUGAAAACCUAAAAAGCCAGGAGCAAGAGUUCAAAGCACACUGUAGGGAAGAAAUGGAGAGACUUCAACAAAAUAUUGAGAAUUUGAAAGCCGAGGCAGUAGAAAAUGGGGAGGAACAGGAGCCGAAUAAGAUUAUAGAACAGCAGUACAAAACUGAGAAAGAUAAACUUCAAAAGAUCCGGCUGUUAUUGGCACGAAGAAACAGAGAAAUAGCCAUUUUACAACGCAAGAUUGAUGAAGUACCCAGCCGAGCUGAACUAACACAAUAUCAGAAGAGAUUUAUUGAACUUUACAGUCAGGUCUCAGCAACUCACAAAGAAACGAAGCAGUUCUUUACUCUUUAUAAUACACUGGAUGAUAAGAAAGUAUAUUUGGAAAAGGAGGUUAACUUACUGAAUUCUAUUCAUGACAACUUUCAGCAAGCAAUGGCAUCUUCUGGUUCUCGUGAGCAGUUUUUACGGCAGAUGGAGCAGAUUGUAGAAGGCAUCAAACAGAAUCGGAUGAAGAUGGAAAAGAAAAAGCAAGAAAACAAAAUGCGAAGGGACCAGUUGAAUGAUGAAUACUUAGAGCUUCUAGAGAAACAGAGGCUUUACUUUAAAACAGUGAAAGAAUUUAAAGAGGAAUGCCGUAAGAAUGAAAUGCUGCUGUCCAAGCUGAAAGCGAGUUCUUCCUGAAGAACUCAGGCUGGUGAAGUUCAUAGAUGGUUGUUCAGUCUGUUGAAUCUCUUUUGUGAGGUGUCAGUUAUAACUGCAAUGUAGAUAUAUAUAGAUAUAUAUAUAUAUAAAAAAAAAUAUAUACACACAGCUGUAAAAGUCUGGGGUUUUUUUUCCAGUAUGUAUUCAGUUUUACAUUCCUUCAUCACAUGGCUGUAUUAUUCCUUAUUGCCUCUACUACACAGUAAAAAGUUAAUGCAGUACAGCAAAAUAGAAAUAUUGUCUAAUUUUAUUUAUUUGGUUUUGGUUUUUUUCAACAGUAAGGAAAACAGGGAUGUCUUUUAUUUGGGUUUUAACACUGAAUUAGGUCAGGAUUCUGGAAUAAAUAAGUUGGUAUGUACUGUGUAAUAUGUCCGGUACCACAAAAUGAGCACUGCAGUGUGCUGUGGUUUGUUAAUUUUGGCCAAAAAAACCCCACAGAAUGAGAUUCUUGAAAGUCUCUUCACCAGCUAACAACUUCACAUUCUUUUAAUUUACACUUUAGCCAUAGAUAAAAUUCCAAAGGAUAAGAAUUAAUUUCUAACAGUUAAGACAUAAAAAAAUGGAAACUUACCUUGAAUAAUUCCUGGUGUAAAAUUAUAGAUCUAUAUUUUUAUAAAGUCUAGCUGUUGUAUAAAUUUCUUUGAAAUUUCAUUUUUAUAUAUAGAGAGUGUACUUGUUAAAUUAAUAGCUCCAGGAAAAACACCUUAAUCACUAGGACCAUCAUGUUAUCCCUGGCUGGGAUGACAGUCAAAGUCUGUGUCACCUGUAAUAAAGGAAGAUAAAGAUUCAGACAUUCUGCUCAAAUGAACUGCUGGUCACCUUUGAAGACAACAGCCUAUUUACCCUGCUGAGGAUUUGCCUUUGAAAGUUUAGAAACUUUGUGGAACACUUUCUGAAACAUUUUUAUAUCUGUAUAUACAGUAUUUUAUAAUUCAAACAGAUGCUUUUUUGUACUUAACAUCAGGAUUUUGGACUGACUUCUUAAUGUACAUCACAUCUUCAGGAGAAGAAAAACCACAUUCUUUUUUCCCCAAUAACACUGGUGACAGUGCUAUUCGAUUAUUUCUAUGGCAGCAAAUAUAAAAUAAAGAAUGUUUGGAAUCCAGUGACCUUCUGCUAUUGUGUUUUUAAGGUGGCGUUUGCUUUAGAAGCCUUAGUAUGCUUUUGAAUUACAAGUGCAUUAAAAGAUGAAUUGUGUCACUGUAGUGUCUUCAUAUGCACUUAAACAGAUGUUUUCACGUGUCACACAGCAACUGGUAACUUUUUGUUUUCUCUUGCUGCUUUUGGUAAGCUUGGUGCUUUGGGAGUUGGCACAAACUAUCCAACCUGUUAUAUGCAAUGGAGGUCUGUGUAAGGUUCUGAAGAUACAGAAUUCUCCGUGGAGAUGAUACAAGUUCAUCACACUCAAUCCCUGAUUCCACUCCUUUUGAAUACAACGGAAGGUUUGAUAUGAGCACGUGAAUCUAUGCAAACUGUAGCACUGGAAAUGGAGAAGUGUGGGCAUUUGUUAAGCCGUGCACAGGGACAUUGUUGACGUUCUGUCCGGGUAAAACGUAGUGAGCUACCAGAGCUGUGGUACGCUAAGUUCCAUGGGAUGUACCUUCUCAUUAAGGAGACUGGGUUUGUGACAACCUGAAACGCUUUUCCUGUUCCUUCAGUACAAACAGAAGGAAAGCCUUUCCACAGAGCCAGCUUGUACCUUACUCCCCCAUCCUAGUGAGUGACUGAAUAGGAACAGGCUGCUCUGCUUGUAUGUAUUCAGAGUCAGUCUUCCUAGAGCUAGUGAAAUAAUUAAGGCAAAAUUACAUUCCAAGUACCUUCAAAGAAGGAAAAAAUUACAUUCAGAGUUCCUUCAAAGGAAAUUUGCAUUGAGUCCCACUUGCAGACUUUCUCUAGUCAGCUUUGAUAUUAGGAGACAUUAUUUAUGUCUACAAAUUUUGCCCUCUAUAAAAACAGUAAUUCUCUUUCUGAUUUGUAAAUCAAAUUAUUUAACCUUGGCACCAAGAUAACCUGUUUGUGAAUUCAAGCUGUGACAUAUUUGCAUACCAUGCAAUUCUAAAACAAUAACUUGAAUGGGCAUUUCAAUUUAGGUUUUACAAUUUUCAUCAAAAUUGCUUUGGUAUCAAGCAAAAUUUCCUAGGUGGGGUAAGUAAUGAACUUACACGUAGAAUAAAUGAUGUGAUUAUUUGUUAAGCAUAAAGUUUAAAGUUACACUGACGUGUUGCAACCACAGUAACCUGGAAACUUCAACAUGCAAUAUAAAAACCCUAGAGCCAUUGCUGUGGCUUGGAGCUAGUGAUGUUGACUAAGAUGGAAAACCUGGGGUUUGUGACGAUCCGGUUAUUGCUCAGAGGAAAUAAAUCAGAGUCCAGAUUAUAACUCGCUGUAAGGAGUCAAUUAAUUUCUACGACAGAUUGAAACCCAGGGCAGACAGACACUGUCUUUGCUUUCAGGUACCAUGUGGAGAUGAGAGGAAGGAGGCUGGAGAGGUCCGAAGAAAGUUACAUCAGCGUUCCUUGCUUUCUGUCGCAGGCUGCCUAUGUUGGGGGAACCCUUUCUCCUGGCACCUGGGGAGGAAUCAAAAUGCAAGAGGCGCUUCUUCUAGUGGCCUGAUUAACUCGGUGGCCGUCAGGCUUCCCCGGGACAUCAGGCUGUCUGUCCCCAGUGUGGAGGAAGCAGUAUACAUCGUGCUAUGGCUGGUCCUGGGAAGGUGAAUUUUGGGAACCGUAUCCAGGAUGUUUUGACACUCUGAACACGACAGUCCCACUAAGCAGAAUUUUGACUUCCAGCAGAAGGAUGACAGCUGUUUGUCAAGGUGAAGGGCAGUGUCAAGAUGUAACUUCUGAGUGGAGUUUUCAAAGAAAGGAGGGCAGUGCUUUGAAGUGGUUAUUUUCUUUUAAGUCAAUAAGCUUCAAUGUGUACCAUGGCUUUGCUGGAGAUUUAAAGUCUUUUUGCAUAAUUAUUACAUUAAUUUUUUGAUCUACAGAAUUAAAAAUAUUUUUAAUGCCCACAGUUCGGUGAUUGGAGCUGUGCAGCUGAGGCACUGAA
This is a messenger RNA of Grus americana (Whooping crane), 5089 nucleotides long. RefSeq names its product coiled-coil domain containing 93 (gene CCDC93). Bases 167 to 2020 code for a protein of 617 amino acids. Gene Ontology annotation, biological process: Golgi to plasma membrane transport. The record is from RefSeq and is a predicted model, not a curated record. The transcript is spliced from 23 exons. Lineage: Eukaryota; Metazoa; Chordata; Aves; Gruiformes; Gruidae.